This is a messenger RNA of Oryctolagus cuniculus (rabbit), 1077 nucleotides long. It is a transcript of the gene PMF1, whose product is annotated as polyamine modulated factor 1. Gene Ontology annotation, cellular component: MIS12/MIND type complex. Gene Ontology annotation, biological process: chromosome segregation. The record is from RefSeq and is a predicted model, not a curated record. NCBI's taxonomy places the organism in Eukaryota, Metazoa, Chordata, Mammalia, Lagomorpha, Leporidae.
UUUGGCGGUUCGAUUUCAACAUGGCGGAAGCGAGCAGCACCAAUUCGGCAGCUGACGAAAAAGGGUCUGAGGGAUCGUCUCCAGAAUCUGCACCGCCCAGUUCUACCAUUUCUAGGGUGAAACUCCUCGACACCAUGGUUGACACUUUUCUCCAGAAGCUGGUCGCCGCCGGCAGCUACAAGAGAUUCAGCGACUGCUACAAGCGCUUCUACCAGUUGCAGCCUGACAUGACACAGCGAAUCUAUGACAAGUUUAUAACUCAGUUGCAGGCGUCUAUCCGGGAGGAGAUCUGUGAAAUCAAGGAGGAAGGGAACCUUGAAGCUGUCUUAAAUUCCUUGGAUAAAAUUGUGGAAGAAGGCAGAGACCGCAAGGAGCCGGCCUGGCGCCCCAGUGGGAUCCCAGAGAAAGACCUGUGCAGCAUCAUGGCACCCUACUUCCUACAACAACGGGACACCCUGCGGCACCACGUGCAGAAACAGGAAGCCAAGAACCGGCAGCUGGCAGACGCCAUCCUAGCCGGGCGCAAGCAGGUAGAGGAGCUGCAGCUGCAGAUCCAGGCCCGGCAGCAGGCCUUUCAGGCUCUGCACAGAGAGCAGAGAGAGCUGUUGGCUGUGCUGAGGGAGCCCGAGUGAGGAGACGGCCCCGCCCAGGAGCAGAGGGCAGUUGAGGUCAUGGGCCUGUGGUGCAGUGUGCUGGGCCUGUGACGCUCCCCUGGGGACAGCUGAAGUGGUGCCCAGGCCCUGGGCAGCCAUGGCGUUGGCUGCAGGGCCAGGCCAGAGCAGCGCCACUGUGCCUUUGGGCUCCCUUGGGUCACACAGAGCACUCCCUUCAGAUCCCCCCACUCCCUUCUAACUGGAGAGUGGUUGGCCAGCUCCACCCUGGCAUCAGGCCCAUGUGCACCCUCCGCCAGCUUCGGCCCCGCACCACCCCCAGCCCUGCCGGUGCCUGAGGCUUCCCGGGACCUGGCUCAGGGAGUCUGUUUUCAGUCUCCACUGAUUGCCCCCUUGCUGGCCAACCCAAGGGCCCUUGCCAUGUUCUCCCCACAUCCGUAAAUAAACUUCCUGUGCCGCUCUGUAA